CAUCCCAUCGUUGAAGAAAAGAAACACAAAAAAUUGGGUCCAGCGAUGGCUGAUAAAGAUCCAGAGGUCCAAGACGAGCUUGCCGAGUCGCUCAACGAUCUCUUCACCAGCCUCUCCUCCAUGGUCAAAUCCGAACUUCAGGGAACUAACAAUAUUUUGGAGCUAUUGGAGAAGAUGAAUUUGAGGGUGGCAGAGGAAUAUAAAGGAUUUGGGGAUGUGGCAUCUGGGUUAAGGGUAUUUGUUGAACAGUUGAAAAACAAGAGUGGGAACUUUGAUGAGUAUGUUCAACAGAUCGAUGCGAUAGAACAGCAAGUCACCGAGUUUGAAGCUGUGAUUUCAGUUCUUGAUAGAUAUGUUUCUUUGUUGGAAACUAAAGUACAAUCUGUCUACCAACAUCCACCUCCAUGAUCUAAAGUACAUUUAGUUUUUUUUUUUUUUUUGGGUGCUUUGUUUUUUUACGUUUUUAUGAAUCAAAUGUACUGUUGGGUGAAUGUACAUGUCUGUUUCACUUCUCUGGAAAUAAUUGAUCAUCCAGGGACUUAGGGUUGUUCAGAUUAUUACAACGCCUUUUGAUGUUUCCAGGAUUUUUAUAUACUGCAAAUGUGCAAUUUGCUUCACAUUUUUACAAGUUGGAAAAAGAUUUGCAUUUCUGGUAUAUUAAUUAAAAUAAAGAUUAACAGCAGAUUUGUAUUAUUCAUCAACAGCAUCGAUGGUUCAGCAUCAUUUGGACUGUAUCUAAUUGGUGUUUUGGUGAUAGAUGACAGCAAUUCCAUAAGCAAAAUAUGAGGGAGAUGCUUGAAUACAAAGUUUUGAUAAAAAACAAUGUAGGUAUUGAGCCACUAAACAACAUAAUAUUGGUCAAUUUAGAAAUAGUU
Molecule: messenger RNA, 875 nt
Organism: Durio zibethinus
Lineage: Eukaryota; Viridiplantae; Streptophyta; Magnoliopsida; Malvales; Malvaceae
Source: RefSeq, a predicted model, not a curated record